AGGAGGCCUAUGUCUGGCGCGAGGCCUGAUAGCCGGGAUCGCAGGCGGAUGAUACGCUUCCGAACUUCGCUGAGCAAUACAGUGCUGGAUGUAAUGCAACGCCAAGGCGGCUGGAUCGAGACAGAUAGCGACCUGGAUUGGGAUCUGCACUGGUCAGAUGUUGCUUGGAUCCGUGAGAACUUGGACGCCUUCACGCCGCUUCAAGAUCAUCAGCGUAUCAACCACUUUCAGAAUCACUAUGAGCUCACGCGCAAGGAUUUACUGGUCAAGAACCUAAAGCGCGUCAAGAGACAGCUCGAGCGCAGUGGUGACCCGGAUUCUCGUCGAGAAGCGGAGCUCUACGAUUUCUGGGCGGCGACGUUUGUUCUGCCACAUGAGUACGGUAUGUUUGUAGAGGAAUUUAAGCGUAUGCCAGGAGGUAGAUGGAUCAUGAAGCCUGUGGGUAAGGCACAAGGUCGUGGCAUCUUUCUGUUCGAGAAGCUUAGUGACAUCAGCGAGUGGAAACGAGACGCUUCUUGGAAAGGUGACGGUGCAAUGCAGGCCAAGACUGCAGACACGUAUAUUGUGCAGAAAUACGUCGAGUCACCGCUACUGCUGGGUGGCAAAAAGUUCGACCUACGAUUGUACGCGCUAGUGACGAGCUUCUCGCCAUUGACAUUCUGGACCUACCGUGCGGGUUUUGCUCGCUUCUCGCACACUCGCUACACUCAGAGCAAAGAUGACAUGGACAAUCUCUUGAUGCACUUGACAAACGCGUCGGUGCAAAAGAGUGCAGACGACUACAAUGAGCGUCUUGGCUCCAAGUGGCCACUGCAUAGUCUCAAGAUGUUCCUUAUUAGCAAAUACGGUCAGGAUGCAGUUGACCAGUUGUUCCUCGCCAUCCAGUCGCUCAUCACACGCUCACUGCUGGCUGUGCAGCCGACGAUUAUUCAGGACCGACACUGCUUUGAGUUGUACGGGUACGACGUGUUAAUUGACAGCGCGUUGAAGCCGUGGCUUAUCGAGGUGAACGCCUCGCCGUCGUUGACUGGCGACACACACGCUGACUACGCGCUCAAAGCCAAACUCGUACAGGACACACUGGAUGUUGUGGACCUGGAACGCCGUCGCGAAGGCAAUGAGCUCCACAUCGGUGGUUUUGACCUCAUCUGGAAUAAUGGCAGUGCUGUAUCUAAUGCCAAGCCAAACGGGUACAGCUCGUAUCUGGGCUGCACGUUCGAAACGAUGGAUGUCCCUGAAAGAAAAUAAGUUGACCUGCCUAUUUGAAAUCAAGGCAGCAGAACGCGCCCGGUCGACUCGUA
Phytophthora infestans T30-4 is the source of this 1301-nucleotide messenger RNA. RefSeq names its product tubulin-tyrosine ligase family. Gene Ontology annotation, cellular component: cilium. Gene Ontology annotation, molecular function: tubulin binding; tubulin-glutamic acid ligase activity. The transcript has 5 exons. Lineage: Eukaryota; Oomycota; Peronosporomycetes; Peronosporales; Peronosporaceae. Gene Ontology annotation, biological process: microtubule cytoskeleton organization; protein polyglutamylation. The record is from RefSeq and is a predicted model, not a curated record. The coding region runs from base 94 to 1248 and encodes 384 amino acids.